AUGACUGAGACAGGAGAGAAUGACGUCGAUAUCUCGAUCCCGCGUCAUGACCUGAGUACUUAUCUAGGGCGAUUACGCCACUUCAUUACCGUGACGUCUCCUUUGACUUUGCUUGCUACGAAUAAACAACUCGAAGAUGCAAAGCGCACAGUUGACAAAUACGACGACGCCAUUCGUCAACGGCGAGUUCCGUAUCUGGUACCUCGAACCGAAGCUGAGCAGUACUGGAGAGCAAAGCAAAUAGUGCAAAGCUCAGUGCAUCCAGACACUGGAGAGACUAUCCCCUUGCCAUUCAGAAUGUCUGCAUUCGUGCCUACAAAUUUAAUUAUUGUCGGAGGGAUGCUGAUGCCGAGCACCUCUCUCAAAACCAUCAUCUUCUGGCAAUGGGCGAAUCAGAGUCUGAACAGCUGUGUCAAUGCCGCCAACGCGAACAAAUCAGGCCCCCAGAUGACUACAGGCGAAAUCGCCGGGGCAUAUGCGGCGGCAACUUCGGCCGCAGUUGGCAUCUCUGUCGGGUUGACUCAAGCCAUCCCGCGCAUGCGCAAUGUCGCCCCAGGGACGCGGGCGAUACUUGGUCGACUCGUGCCUUUUGUCGCUGUUGGCAGUGCCUCUGUGGUCAACGUCGGCGCGAUGCGGUGGAGGGAAAUGCUGCACGGUACCAAGGUGUACAGCAAGACCGAUUCGGGUGAGCGGAAGGAAGUGGGAAACAGUGUCGUUGCAGGACAACGGGCCGUCGGCAUGACAGCCGCAUCGCGCAUUUUCAUCAAUAUGCCCACCCUUGUUCUCCCGCCUCUUCUCUUGUCGUGGGCGCAGCGACGAAGGAUCGUACCGACGGUGGGAAUCGCACCCAGGAUAGCAGAAGUCACGCUCAUUGGCAUAUCUCUCCUCGCAUUCUUACCUCCCGCUAUCGCUGUCUUCCCGCAAGACGCGAGCAUAGACGUCUCGAAGCUCGAACCUAGAUUCCAUAGCUUAAAAGAUGGGGAUGGCAAGCCUGUACAUCAGCUAGAAUACAAUAAGGGUCUGUGA
This is a messenger RNA of Tilletiaria anomala UBC 951, 1026 nucleotides long. Its product is annotated as tricarboxylate carrier. Gene Ontology annotation, molecular function: monoatomic ion transmembrane transporter activity. Gene Ontology annotation, cellular component: mitochondrial inner membrane. The coding region runs from base 1 to 1026 and encodes 341 amino acids. The transcript is spliced from 6 exons. Gene Ontology annotation, biological process: monoatomic ion transport; mitochondrial transmembrane transport. The record is from RefSeq and is a predicted model, not a curated record. NCBI's taxonomy places the organism in Eukaryota, Fungi, Basidiomycota, Exobasidiomycetes, Georgefischeriales, Tilletiariaceae.